This is a messenger RNA of Coregonus sp. 'balchen', 6049 nucleotides long. Lineage: Eukaryota; Metazoa; Chordata; Actinopteri; Salmoniformes; Salmonidae. The record is from the annotation of a GenBank genome assembly.
AUGUUUGCUGCUGAGCUCUAUGAUCACUGUGCCUUGAUUGGUUCUCUCUCUCACUCAAUGGCAGCGGAGCGAGCAAGGGUGGGGUUGGCACCUUUACCCGGCAUGAAAGGCACAGAUUACAUUAACGCGUCUUACAUAAUGGUGAGUACCACCUCCUGUCCCUCCUCUGUCAAUCAUUCACUGUCCCUGUCACAUACCUGGCUCGACCAACUGAGCUAAGGAAUGUCAGUAUUAUGAUAUAAGAUCCCUUUGUCUCAUAGACGUUCAUUGCUAUCAACUGAGAGGAAUGGACUUGGAGUUGUUGUUGACCUAUGUGAAUCCUAUGUUUGUGUCGGGACAGAAAAAGGUAGACUGCUAGAUCUAAGGUGUUUUGAGCAGUGGUAGGCUACUGCUGUGGCAGGUUUCAUCUGAGACACACAUGCUUGUUUUUAUCUUUGUGUGUAACCACAACACGACCCUUGCUUGAACCCUUGACCUCUGUUGUGACACCACAGGGCUACUACAGGAGCAAUGAGUUCAUCAUUACCCAGCACCCUCUGCCCCACACCACUAAAGACUUCUGGAGGAUGAUCUGGGACCACAACGCACAGAUCAUUGUCAUGCUGCCGGACAACCAGGGGCUGGUGGGUCUCACACACACACACACACGCAUGCAUGCACACACAUGAACAUGAACAAAUGCAUGUGCGUGUGCACGCAUGCAGACACACAUACAUGCACACACACACACACCACCACCAAGGGUUGUUGGCUUCAGCCUCAUCUCUGGUCUAUUAAAGGGCUGUCUUAGCAUCCUAAGCUUAGUCUCUCCCAGCAUUGGCCCAGUGUUCACACAGGAAGCCACUCGUUUGGGGGUGAGAGGCAUUGAGAUAAGGACUGGAGGUGACAGCAGCUGUAUCAGUAGUUCCACUCAGCCAUAUGUCUCACUAAGAUUAAGAUCACUUUAUUGGUCAAUUGCAAACAAGGUCCAACGAAAUUUGACAUCCACUUUUAACCCAACCCCGCCAAAAGACACACAUUCAUACAGUGCCUUCAGAAAGUAUUCAUACCCAUUGACUUAUUACACAUUUUGUUGUGUUACAGCCUGAAUUCAAAAUGGAUUAAAUAUUGUUUUUUUCUCACCCACUUACACACAAUACCCCAUAAUGACAAAGUGAAAACAUGUUUUUAGAAAUGUUAGCAAAUUUAUGGAAAAUAUAAUACAGAAAUACUGCAUCUCAUUUACAUAAGUAUUCACACCCCUGAGUCAAUACUUUGUAGAAGCACCUUUGGCAGCGAUUACAGCUCUGAGUCUUUCUGGGUAAGUCUCUAAGCUUUCCACACCUGGAUUUUGCAACAUUUGCCCAUUUAUUAUUUUCAAAAUUAUUCAAGCUCUGUCAAAUUGGUUCUUGAUCAUUGCUAAACAACCAUUUUCAGGUCUUGCCAUAGAUUUUCAAGUAGAUUUAAGUCAAAAGCCGGCCACUCAGGUCUUCUUGGUAAGCAACUCUAGUGUGGAUCUGGCCUUGUGUUUUAGGUUAUUGUCCUGCUGAAGGUGAAUUUGUCUCCCAGUGGCUGGUGGAAAGCAGACUGAACCAGGUUUAGCUCUAGGAUAUUGCCUGUGUUUAGCUCCAUUCUUUUCUAUCCUGAAAAACUCUGCAGUCCUUAACGAUUACAAGCAUACCCAUAACAUGAUACAGCCACCAGUAUGCUUGAAAAUAUGGACAGUGGUACUCAGUAAUGUGUUGUAUUGGAUUUGCCCAAAACAUAACGCUUUGUAUUCAGGACAAAAAGUGAAUUGCUUUGCCACAUUUUUUGCAGUAUUACUUUAGUGCCUUGUUGCAAACAGGAUGCAUGUUUUGGAAUAUUUGUUAUUCUGUACGGGCUUCUUUCUUUUCACUCUGUCAAUUAGGUUAGUAUUGUGGAGUAACUAUAAUGUUGUUGAUCCAUCCUCAGUUUUCUCCUAUCACAGCCACUAAACUCUAACUAUUUUGAAGUCACCAUUGGCUUCAUGGUGAAAUCCCUAAGCAGUUUUUCUUACUCUCAGGCAACUGAGUUAGGAAGGACACCUGUAUCUUUGUGUAUUGACACAUCAUCCAAAGUGUAAUUAAUAACUUCACCAUGCUCAAGGGAAUAUUCAAUGUGUGGUUUUUUUUACCCAUCUACCGAUAGAUGCCCUUCUUUUCAAGGCAUUGGAAAACCUCCCUGGUCUUUAUGGUUGAAUCUGUGUUUGAAAUUCACUGCUCGACUGAGGGACCUUACAGAUAAUUGUGUAUGUGUGGGGUACAGAGAUUAGGUAGUCAUUCAAAAAUCAUAUGAAACACUAUUAUUGCACACAGAGUGAGUCCAUGCAACUUAUUAUGUGACUUGUUAAGCAAACUUUUACUCCUGAACUUAUUUAGACUUGCCAUAACAUUUUACAUUUUAGUCAUUUAGCAGACGCUCUUAUCCAGAGCGACUUACAGUUAGUGAGUGCAUACAUUUUUCAUACUGGCCCCCCGUGGGAAUCGAACCCACAACCCUGGCAUUGCAAACGCCAUGCUCUACCAACUGAGCUACACGGGGCCUGUGUACCUACCUAACAAAGGGGUUGAGUACUUAUUGACUCAAGACAUUUCAUUUUUUCAUUUUUUAAACAUUUGUAAACAAUUUGAAAAACAUAAUUCCACUUUUAUGUUUUGUAGUGUGUGUAGGCCAGUGACAAAAAGUGCCUUUUUCAAGGGCACAACGGCAUGCAAUGGCAUCUAGGAUUUGAUACCAGCAACCCUCCGGUUGCCAGCUAAUUUCCCAUCAGAUUUUUCCGGAUUCCCGGGCAAUUCUCCGAUUGCUGGCUUACCUCUCUACUUGCUGCCCAUACCUGUCGCCUCUCUAACUAACUCUCUCUAUAUAUCUAUGAUUUUACACACUGAGUAGUGGCACUUCUGCACUCAUACUCCAGUUCCUUUAACAUUUUGAUGUUUUUGUUUUAGGGCUAGUCCUUUGCUCAAUAUGAACUGUCAGUUCUUAUACUAAACUGAAAUGUCUCACACUCCCCUUCCUUGUAUUUCUCCUUUUUCCUCCCUUCUUUCUCACCCUUUUCCCUUUCAUUUUCAUCCUUGUUUUGGUUUGGCUGUGUGUCUUUAGGCGGAGGAUGAGUUUGUGUACUGGCCAAGCCGAGAGGAGGCCAUGAACUGUGAGGCCUUCACUGUCACGCUCAUCAGCAAAGACAGACUAUGCCUUUCUAAUGAAGAGCAGAUCAUCAUCCACGACUUCAUCCUGGAGGCCACACAGGUACGGUGCGAUGUGUGUGUGUGCGUGUGUGCGUGCGUGUGUGCGUGCGUGCGUGUGUGUGUGUAUGAAGUCCUCUGUAGCUUAGUUGGUAGAGCAUGGCGUUUGCAAUGCCAGGAUGCCAUGGCGUUAAAUACCCAGCACCACCCAUACGUAAAAUGUAUGCACGCAUGACUGUAAGUCGCAUUGGAUAAAGUGUCUGCUAAAUGGCAUAUACCUGUAUUAUACACUGAGUAUACCAAACAUUAGGAACACCUUCUUAAUAUUGAGUUGCACACCCUCCCCUUUUGCCCUCAGAACAGUCUCAAUUCAUCAGGCAUGGACUCUACAAGGUGUUGAAAGCGUUCCACAGGGAUGCUGGCCCAUGUUGAAUCCAAUGCUUCCCACAGUUGUGUCAAGUUGGCUGGAUGUAAUUUGGGUGGUGGACCAUUCUUGAUACACAUGGGAAACUGUUGAGCGUGAAAAACCCAGCAGCGUUGCAGUUCUUGACCUAAACCAGUGCGCCUGGCACCUACUACCAUACCCCGUUCAAAGGCAUUUCAAUCUUUUGUCUUGCCCAUUCAGCCACUGAAUGGUACACAUACACAAUCAUUGUCUCAAUUGUCUUAAGGUUUAAAAAUCCUUCUUUAACCUGUCUCCCCUUCAUCUACACUGAUUGGAAGUGGAUUUAACAAGUGACAUCAAUAAGGGAUCAUAGCUUUCACCUGGAUUCAUCUGGUCAGUCUAUAUCAUGGAAAGAGCAGGUGUUCCUAAUGUUUUGUAUACUCAGUGUAAAUUUUUAUAUUAUGUGUGCGGUGUGUUUAUUGGCCUGCGUCUGUGUGUAUGACUGUCUUUACCUGCAUGAGUGUGUGAGUCAGUCCAUGUGUGUAGGUUGGUGUCUUUGUACGUACACCUACCUAAACUAUCCCUUCCUCUGUCUUUCUUUUCCCUCCCACCAGGAUGACUAUGUGUUGGAGGUGCGUCACUUUCAGUGCCCUAAAUGGCCCAACCCUGAUGCUCCCAUGAGCAGCACCUUUGAGCUCAUCAACGUCAUCAAGGAGGAGGCCAUGAUCAGAGACGGACCCACCAUAGUACACGAUGAGUGAGUGUGGCAUGUCCUGCUCCUGAUGACAGAAAUAAUCAUUAUCUCUGCUUUUAACCUCUUUAAGUAAAUCAUUUAAACUGUAUUCUGUUUCAACAGAACAUGUAAUUAUUCACUCUAACCAGGUUUCCAUCCAACCUUUUUAUGCUUAAAGUACAUGUCGGCAGUGCAUGUCGGAUAAAACAUUUCACCAAAGGCCUGAUGGAAACAGCUAAUUUGCCGGUAAACUUUCCAAAUAUUGACAACACAAAAUACACUAGAGAAGGUGGGAUCUUUGUGUCUGUAAAAUUAAUUAUGCGAGAAAUGGCGGUGGAAAUGCGUUUAUGCUCAAAUAUUGAUAUAAUAUCGAAGUAAACUUGGAGUCACGUGAUGAUAUUUUGUGAGGUUCAGUUUAUUAGGCUACUGUUGAAAUAAGUUAGGAUGAACUUCACAGGGUGGUGAAAGUGCAUGGUGAUCUUGAUGCACCUUUCCAAUAAAUAUCGAGGGUCUUAUUCUGGUGUCAUGAUGAUCGAUGCUUGGCUGCCGUUUGACAAAUAAAAAUAAUCUUGAUCUUUUGUCCAUAAUAAUCUCAUCAUGUAGGCUAUGCCCGCAAUGUAUCUGCGAGCUGUUGGCUAGAGCGCAGGUGUCAAGACCAGAGUGGGCACUCUCACUAUAGCCUUUAAUGCAACGUUUUUGUGACAAAACCAUCAGUAGAGUUGAAAAUGUGAUGGAAACCCAUUUAACUUGUAUUUUUUAUUCGGUACAUGGGAAUUUAACCGCAAAAGGUAUUUAUGUGCACUACAUCAUCACACACAGCCUUUUAUCUGCAUUAAGUUCCACCCCCAGGUACCCUGAUAUGCCAUCCAAUUAGAAAUAAUGAACGUCUAUUAAUACUAACAGACAUUAGCGGACACGAACAACACUCCCAACGACGAGACAUGCAGCCUCAGUCAUGUUUAUUCAUUAGGAAAAUGAAGAUUGCUUGUCUCAUCCCAGAGAAAAAAGGGACUAAUUGAGCAUUUCAGUUCUGUAUCGUUACUAUGGAAUCCCCCCCUAAGAGGUUUUGGAUAGACGGCUGUCGUAAUUGUCUGCAUAUUCAUUAGCUGGUGAGACAUGGUUGUUAGCUUGUGUAUCUCCAUCACACUUGACAUGGCUGUUAAUAGAAGCAGCAACCUUUUCCUGUGAGCAUCCCUCUUUUUCUAAGGGGCUGAACCCCUCCUGUAGUCUCACAUGGAAUUAAUUUGCCUCUCUGGGCUCUAUGCUAAUUUGUGACCCUGUGGGUCCCUCAGUCCCUGUCCUGUUUUAGGGCCUAUAAAGUAACCCUGUUUGUCCCUCUCCUGUCUCCUAGGUUCGGGGCAGUGUCAGCAGGCAUGCUGUGUGCCCUUACCACGCUGUCCCAGCAGCUGGAGAGUGAGAGUGCCGUGGGCGUCUAUCAGGUGGCCAAAAUGAUCAACCUCAUGAGGCCUGGAGUUUUCACAGACAUAGUAAGUAGACCAGUAGAGCAUGAUUAUGGGACUGAACAGAUUAAAUGUAAAGACUACAUAAUUGAACAUUUGUAGUUUCCCCCUUCUCUAAGAGCGUUUCUCUCUCCCUCCACAGGAUCAGUACCAGUACCUUUAUAAAGCUAUGCUCAGUCUGAUCAGCACCAAGGAAAAUGGCUCUGGCCUCAUGUCCAUGGACAGAAAUUGCACCAUGGCCAUGUCUGAUGAUUCAGACCAGGCAGAGAGCAUGGAGUCCCUCGUCUGA